Molecule: messenger RNA, 8646 nt
Organism: Helicoverpa armigera (cotton bollworm)
Lineage: Eukaryota; Metazoa; Arthropoda; Insecta; Lepidoptera; Noctuidae
Gene: Smr
Product: basic helix-loop-helix domain-containing protein USF3
Exons: 33
Coding region: 672-6542 (1956 amino acids)
Biological process (GO): regulation of transcription by RNA polymerase II
Cellular component (GO): chromatin
Source: RefSeq, a predicted model, not a curated record
AACACAGGAGAGAGUGCUAACAGACCUGCACAUUCAGAACAUUGACGAUGUAAUUAGAAAUUAAGAAGUGCUAACACGUUACCAACACAUUAAGCUCACUAACUAUGUUACCUUUCAUAUUCACAUAAUUUAAGGAUUUUUUUAUUCGACUUAAAAACUGGUGUAUUUUUUGUCAUGUUUUUUCUAAAAUAUAAUCACAACAUUUAUUCGCAGUAAUUUCAUCGAUUUACGCAAAUGCUAGCUUCGAGAGGUCACUGGACACUCCGAUCACAUACUCGAGAGCUUCAAUCAUCCUUUGUUUCUAUUGUAUCGAACACUUUCAGCACGUUCGACAUCCGCAGCGCGACUGCCGCGAAAUCCAUUCAACAGGCCGACAGGAUGUGGGCGGGGCGUGCGGGACGCGGCGUCAUUGGGCGAGCUCGCGACUCGCAGUGAUGGCCGCCGUCGCAUUCAACCAAUGAGCGGCGCGCGAGCCGAACGCGCGUCCGUCCGGCGAGCGUGCGACGUUGCCAGCUUUUACCAGAAAAAAAAAUACCAGAUUCGACCUUCUUAGGACCCCCGGUUUUUUUUUGUUUGGCCGCGUUAUCAUUCGGGAACGUGUAUUGAGGUCCUUAUCCGUUUGUGAGAUGGUUCUGCGCAGGUGGAUGUGUUGUGUUGUGUUAUAGUUUAUUAUGGUGUGGUCCACGCAGACUGGCGAAGUGUUGAUUGACAUCGUAACGAGGCCCGGGCAAACGGAUCACGGGCACGGCGGCGGCGCGCUGGCGUACGGCGGCAAGCCGGCGGCGGGGGGUGUGGUGGCGCCGCCGCAGCCCCGGCCUCCGCCCGCGGCGCCCUACGCUCCGCAGCCUUACCCUCCCGCACAGCUGCGCCUGCACCAGCCAGGAUAUGGAUCUGCGGCAUUAUCAUAUAGGGACAGCAGCUACGUCCGCGGCGGCGGCGCGGUGGGGUCGGUGGGCGGCGUGGGCGCCGUGGGCGCUGGCGCGGCGGGGGCCGGCGAGUACCGCGGCGGGCGCGUGUCGCUGCUCGGCGCGGCGUACCUCCCCCCGCCCGCGCCCACUGCUCACCACCCGCCCCCCGCAGACCCUCCGCCUUUCAAGAAGAUCAGACUCUCAGCUGAUCGGACGCCGCUGUCACAUCAUCAGCCGCUUAGGGUUGAUACUAGGGAGCCGGUGAACCAGUAUAGCACAGUAGAAGUACUAUCUCCAAAUCCCCCUUCGGAACCCACGAUGGAGGAUCAGAGCUUUAGGACCACCAAGGAUGACUUAUUACAACAAAUAUCCAAGGUGGACCGGGAGAUGGCGUUAUCAGAGUCAACGCUAUCCAAACUGAAGAAGAAGCAGGAAGAGUUAGAACAGACUGCCUCAAAGCCCGCCAGGGCUGAGGAACCUGAGGAAACCGUGCCUCGGCACCGGAGCCUCGCGCAAUGCGUCUACGCAGAAAAUAGGAAAAAGAUCAGCAUGGAUAAUAAGCGGCAAAUGCAGGCAUCAUCAGCCCACGCCGUGCUCUCACACCUGGGUCCGCCCGUCCUCUACCCGUUGUACAACCAGCCUCAAGACACAGAGGUCUACCACGAGAACAUUAGGAAACAUAGGACCUUUAGGAAGAGACUGGCGGAACAUAUUAGGAAGCUCAAACUUGAGGCUGAGAAGCGGGAAGACGCAUUAGCAGAAGCAUAUAGCAGAAGAGCAGCAGAAUGGUUAAGAAGAGUAGAGAGGAUAGAACAGGGACAGAAGAGGAAAGCAAAGGAUGCCAGAAAUAGAGAAUUCUUUGAGAAGGUGUUCCCUGAACUAAGAAAGCAGCGCGAAGAACGAGAGCGGUUCAACAGACUAGGCGCCAGAGUAAAGUCAGAGGCCGAGCUUGAAGAGAUCGCGGACGGGUUGCACGAACAAGAGCACGAAGACAAGAAGAUGAGGUCCUUGACUGUGGUGCCGCCGCUACUGAGGGACCCUAGUGAUACCACGCCCGUUUAUAUUGAUACUAAUCGACGGUGCAUGGACAUGGAGUCGGAACACAAAGAGCUGCAACUCCGCAACGUGUGGUCUCAGGCUGAACGGGAACUCUUCCGCGAGAAGUACCUCCAGCACCCCAAGAACUUCGGGCAGAUCGCAUCCUUCCUGCCGAGGAAGAGUGUGCGGGACUGUGUUAGAUUCUACUACCUAUCAAAAAAAGCGGAGAACUACAAGCAGCUGCUAAGGAAGCCGCGACAGAGGCGGUCGGCUCGGAACCCGCCGCGAGCGCAGCCCGAGCCCGAGCUGCCGGCUGGAGUCACCACCAGGCUGCAGCGGAGCCAGGGUACGACAGCGCGAGGGACAGAGAACAAGGAGCCGAACAUGGAUGAGAGCAUGCCACAGGUCACUGACCCCGUCACCUGCAUACCUAUACCUACCGCAGCGCCCGCGCAGCCGCCUAGGUCGGAAUCAACACGAACGCCUCCUCUCCCCCCGUCGCCUCCACCAGCUUCAUCAGCCCCGCCCGCGCCGGUCACGUCAACAGCCACGCCGAUGUCGGUGGCGGGCAGCCCGGCGGCGGCGCCCACGCCACCGGCUGUCGACGUGCCGUUACCGCCCGUCACGUCGGCUGAUGUUACGCUUACUAUUACGCCUGUUUCGACGCCAAUAACAACGACGACAGCAACAAGCGUAGCACCGACAUCAUCACCAGUAACGUGCAUCACAUCCACGGCAGCGGUAGCCGCAGCGACGCUCACUGCGCCGGCCAUGUCUACCGGCAGCAACAGCAACAGCAACGGCAGCAACAGCAUCGGUAGUGGCAGCAACAGUAAUGGAAGUGCCAGUGGAAGUGCUCCGCCGACGCCGCAGCCGGCACAGCCACCUACGCCGACGCAGCCUCCGCCUACUCCUGAGACCGCGGUAACAGAGCGCAUCGGGACCCCCUCAUCAACAGCCACGGUUACCACGACAACGAUAACGACAACAUCCUCAAACUGUGCCGUCUGCAACAUGUCUGGAGCCACCCGAACGGUCUCAAGGUCUCGAGCCAUCCACUACGGGCUGAAGGAGGAAGCUGUAGGGGCGAGGGUCUGUGAACCCUGCCACUGCAGGUGUGUGCGGUCCCGGUACACCAGGUGCCCUGUGCCAACGUGUCCGGGGCCCAGGGUUAGAGCGAAACGGUUGAGGCAUUUACCGCCGAGAUGGCAUGAUCUCUCGUUGGAGUUGAAGAGGCCUCUUAUGGAGGAGUUUGAAAUCCCUAGCGAGUUAAGCAAGUGCUGCCUAGCUUGCUUCAAGCGGAUAACUCGUCGGUUAGAGACCGUGGUGGAGGGAGGCCUAGCUCCUGAGCCCACGGAGGAGGAGGCGGCGCGGUUCCGGUCGCUGCUGCGCGAACACGGCACGGCGUGGGACCGGAUCGCGGCCGUCAGUGGGAGAACACCCGCUAGUUUGAAGGCGUUCUACUUCACCUAUAGAAAAAAGCUGCAACUAGACACGUCCGUCGCCGACCGACCUUCCGGUCCUCGCAGCUCCACGGAGGACAGUACCCUAUCCUCAGCGGAUACCGACACGGCCAGCGGCGGCAGUCCUGCAAGGGCUCCGCCCGCUCAACCGGCGCCGGCGCCUCGAACCGAUGCCGUGGCGCCGAGGAGACCGCGCAGAGAUGAAUAUGACUCGUCGGCUACGGAGACUGCUGAUGAGGAGAAUGAUGCUCCUAGUGCUAAGAUAAUCCCCCCUACCUCGGUCCCGACGGUGGUAUCAUCCUGCGCCGCCAGCGCGGUAUCGUCACCCGUGACGACGACGCGCAGCACCGCGGCGCCGCAGACUGUCCGCGACGUGGUGCUCAACCUCAUCGAGAUCAGCCUCACCAGGGACUCGCAGCCCACACAUCCGAGCAUCAAGCCGCAUCAGAUCAAGGUUAGUGCAGAGACGCAGACAGUCCGCGACGUGGUGCUCAACCUCAUCGAGAUCAGCCUCACCAGGGACUCGCAGCCCACACAUCCGAGCAUCAAGCCGCAUCAGAUCAAGGUUAGUGCAGAGACGCAGACAGUCCGCGACGUGGUGCUCAACCUCAUCGAGAUCAGCCUCACCAGGGACUCGCAGCCCACACAUCCGAGCAUCAAGCCGCAUCAGAUCAAGGUGACGUCAUCAUGCGCGAGCGGUCGCGAAGCCCUAGCAACGUUAAGCGUCGUAAACAGCUCCCACGUGGGCAACAGCGGCGCCGUCAGCCCCCAGCGCUCCGCCACCAUCACCCCCCUCAGCCACCCCGCGGCCGACAAGGACGUCAUGCUGCUGCACAUCGAGCCCCGCCCCGAGCGCCCCGAGCGCCCCGAGCGGCCCGAGCGACACGACCGCCACGAGCGACACGACUUGUUGCUGCGACAGGAACGACAUGAACCCUUGUUGGAUCUCAGCGUCAAGCGCCCGAGGCAUGAUCAGCCGUUCCCGCAUCCUAAUAAGUCUGUAUACCGAAACUCAACGGAAUACAGACCACAGCAAGAACGGGAAUCCCCCAACCAGUACAACUCGAAACCUAAAGCUGUUGGGGCACCUCCAAGACCGACCCUCAAACCAGCUCCCAACCCCAAGGGGUCCAUAACCCUGGGUACUCCAGUAGAAUCGAGGUUCGAGCCUCAUAGGAACCCUCCGGAGGCGAAGACAGGGUCGAUAACAGCCGGGACUCCGGUGCAUGGGACCCAUCACCUUCCUGACAAACGGACCCUGGACUUCUAUAAGAGAAGGAGUCCCGGGGGCCCUGGGGCGUAUUACGCGGCGACUAGUAGUCAACCUAGGCCGCAGUCGCCGUCUUUUUCACCUACGGGCAGCUCCAGCUACACUCGGAACCCGUACGGGCUGGAGCAGCGUCAGAUCAUCAUGGCGGACUUCAUCACGUCGCAGCAGAUGCACGGCGGCGCGCGGCGCGAGCGCGAGCGGGCCGCGUCGCCGGGCUUCAGGCGGGACGCCGUGUCUGUUAUACAGAGGCAUACGCCGCAUGCUUAUCCGCAUCCGCCUCCCGAUGAGCGGGCGGCGUCGCCUCAGUACCGGCGGGACGCGCUCUCCGUCAUACAGAGGCAUUCGCCGCAGCAUGUGUACCAACAUCAGCAUCCGCAGCCGCCUCCAGGACACGAAGCGUUCACAUCUUUAGUAGACGUGGCGUCAGCAGCGACGGCGCUGCCGGUGCCGCGCGGCUCGCAGCCCGACGGCAAGCCCGAGCCCAAGCAGCAGCCGCAGCAGCAGCAGCAGCAGCAGCAGCAUGAUCUCAGAUUCAUGGCGCAGAAAUUCCCGCUCGGAUCUCAAUUCCCGCAAAUGAUGGACAGAAGAGUACAGUCUGAACAACAAUACAUGGAAAGAGAAAGACAGAUACAAAUACAGAGGAGGGGAGCUGUAAACGCGAUCCACGCUAUCCACGAGCGUCACGCGAUGGAGCAGCAGCAGCAGCAUCAGAACCAGCAACAGCAUCAAGCGCAGAUCAUACACGACAGGCAUAUGCAGCACUCCAUCCACGCGAUGCAAGAGCGUCACGCCGAACAACAACACCAACAGCACCAGCAACAGCAGCAACAGCAGCAACAACACCAACAGCAGCAACAGCAACAACAGCAACAGCAGCAACAACAACAGCAACAACAUCAGCAGCACCAACAGCAACAACAGCAGAUUAUACAAGAGAGACAUCAUCAACAUCUUAUGAGCGUAUCAUCUCAAGAUGGCGAGCGUCGCAUGGUACAGUCGGUGACAUACAGCACGGCCGCCAAGCCGCGCGCGCAGACGCCGCACCAUCUAGAGAGGAAAGACAAUCGCACAGUAGUAUCAUCAGUAGCGGUGGGGCAGCCCCCCUCGGGCGCUGCUGGGGCGGAGCCCCGGGCUCGGCCGGCGGAGGGCACGCUGACGGCGGCGUCGCUCAUCGACGCCAUCAUCACGCACCAGAUCAGCCAGAGCUCCGACCAGAGGUUCCCGGUAAGUGAUGAGCGUCCGGACCGCGGUGUAACGCCGGCAGAGGAAGCGGCGGCCGCGGCUGCUGCCCAUACAACGAGCAUUAAGCUGGGAGACCUCGCGUCCAACAUCAUCACGCGGGACUUCUGCAGCCCCACCACCUCUGUCAUGCACCACAACAACCGGUUCAGCGUGGGUAACUCUGAGGCGUACGCGUCGGAAGAGUGGAAGCGUCGCGACGCUCCCAAGCACGCGCCCUACCUCGAGCCCGUGUCGCCGCCAGACAACCAUCCCGCCAACAGAAACAACAGCAACCGCCGCUACAGUUGCGUAGGCUCCUCCCCCAGCAGUGGGUCGGGCGGGGCGUCCAGCGUGGGCGGGGCGGGGGGCGGAGUCCUGACCGCCUUCGACUACGUGACCAACCGCAUCGUGGAGGUGAUGCGAAGUGACGCCGACGAGCGAAGUAAACCGUUGACGUUCCCUACUGCGGCGUACGCGUACCCGUAUUCCGCGCUUAAUGUUGCUGCUGCGGCCGCGGGGGAUGCGUCCAACAGCACAGUAUCAGCAAGCCCAGCGCCAGCGGCUGCACCGGCCCCGCCGCCGCCCCCCGAGCCGGCGCCGCUGAUGUCGGCGCAGUACGAGCCGCUCUCCGACGAGGACUGACGCCCGCCCUCCGCCCGCCCGCACCCCACCGGCUAGCGUCGCCACUACUCCGUUAUCUGCCGACACAGAAACAGAACAUAGGGGAAUUACAAGCAAAGGAAUACCUGAAAAUAAAGGGAAAAUAGAAGGGAAUUUGCAGCAAAGAAAAGGCAAGAAAAAUGGGAAAAAUCCAGCUUAUAAGCCACUUCUCUUAAGCCUCAAAGUAGUAAAAAAUACAAUACUACAACAUAAUGGAAAAUGCAGCAUUCCAUCGUGAAAGGAACAACUGACAAAAAUGCAGCUUGUUAUAACCUCAAAGUAGUAGAAAGGACACAUUACUACAAUAGAAGAAUGAGAAAAUGCAGAAAAGAAAAGGAAGGAAAAAAUGCAGCUCAAAAAUGGUGAAAAUUUUGCGCAAGACAAGCUUCGUUCUUCAACACAAAAGCUGAUCAUUUUUGGGAAAUAAGCUUCAGAAUAGGAGAAAAUGGCUGCCGAAAAUUUCGAGCGAAACCAGCAAAGAUGCUUCGUUUAUUUAUCGUGCAUUGAAAAAUACUGCCUAAACAAGGGUGUUGGAAGUCCAGCUGCAAGAUAGCGGAGUGACAAAAAGUUUGGUGUGGACUCACCCCAAGGAUACACGGUCCAUAGUGCGUUCAGUUAGUUUGUCGUGUUUCGUUAUAUACACACCGUUCUCAACAUGUAAAUAUGUACCGUUCCGUUGCGAUAGUGACGUGUAUCCGACACUGCAAACAAUAAACUGGUGAACCCACACCCAUGUACUCGUGUUUACUAUAGACGAUGGUACUAAAUUGUAUAUUUAUAUGUUGUUUUGUAAUGCAGGGAUUAAAUACCGUUCAUGUGUUGUGGCAGAGCUUUAAGUGUCCGGUAGUAACGACUAUGUCGCGGCGCUGCCGAGCCGCCGACGCCGCGACGCUCGAUACGCUUAUGAACAUAAUGCUGUCGAUUAGUGAGAAUACGAUUAUGAAUUGUUAUUUAUUUAGUUAUUGAACAUGUUUGUAUUAUUUGUCGCGUGUCGACACGCGAUCAGUAGCACUGCCGCUGAGUGAAGUACCUCACUAUAUGUUAAGUGGCAGAAUUACGAACGUUUCGGUGAUUCAAACGAUAUAAAGUAAUAAGAAGUGUAUUUUUAAUCCAGUCUUCCAUCGCCACUCCGCCAGGGGACACCACACUAGGCUAGGCCCGCGACUUCGUCCAGUAGUAGCUACACUCUAGGAACUUGUAUAUUAUGUGAAUAGCGGCCAGCAGCCGCCGCUCUAGUUAAGAACAUUUUUUUAUCGCUUCGCUUCGGAUUUCGCUGUCGCCUCAUCCACUAGGGUUAGAGUACGCGUAGUUCAAUUAUCAUUUGUUACUAUAAUUUCGUAUUGUAAAUAUCAUUUUGUCGUUCGUUUAAUGUAAAGUUUGUGUAUAUCGGCCCGCCACAGCGAAGUCCGGAACGGUCUCCGAGCUCAUCGAAAUCGAAACUAUACUCGACUCGGGAACUGUCUACACCCUUAUUAUACAUAUAGCGUAACCUUAACGGACUAGACUAAGUUAUAUAAAUUAUAUACAUAUGUAAAAGUGUAUGGUUAUUAUGUAUAUGCAUUUGUAAUUAUACAGGUUAGCUAAGAGUUGAAUUAGAGAUUUGAUUUGGUUUUUUAGUUAGGUGGGUCUCGUCGACCGAUAUAAAUAUAGAGAGCUGCCGCCGCCGCCGCGUCACAGCAGCCUUAUGUUAUGUGCACCGCACCCGCCGCUCUACUGCCGUCUGUCGCGGCAUUCCCGACUACUGUCAGUUCUAUGACUACACUCCCACAUACCCUACCUUCCUGAUCAACUACCUAUUGUAAACAAGUUCCAAAUGAGUUGAAAGUGUGCAGGCGACGCUAGAGCCGCGCGGUGUUUUUGUAAAUGUUUUCGAGUUAUGUGUAAAAAACGACUGAUUAAAUUUACUUUGAGCGAGUGUAUGGGUGGCGCGGCGGCGGCGGCGGUAGCAAACACAUUGUGAUUUCUUUAUAAAACGUUGUAAUGUACUGUAAGUAGUCCAAGAAAAAAAUAAUCCUUGUAAGUCCGAACAUAAGCGAAAAAACAACUUCUGGGAGGACAAAUCAAUAAAAAUAAGAUGCAAAUCUAA